Molecule: messenger RNA, 2491 nt
Organism: Thermothelomyces thermophilus ATCC 42464
Lineage: Eukaryota; Fungi; Ascomycota; Sordariomycetes; Sordariales; Chaetomiaceae
Exons: 7
Coding region: 85-2400 (771 amino acids)
Biological process (GO): N-terminal peptidyl-methionine acetylation
Cellular component (GO): NatC complex
Source: RefSeq, a predicted model, not a curated record
CACGAUCUCAGGGUGCUUCGGGCACUUCAUUCGCCAUAGCCUGGCAAGCAGAGAGAACGAGGGCGACGCAAGAGGGUCUCCAUCAUGGUACCCUUGGACAAGGAACUCAUGGACCUCAGCAUCAACGACCCAACCCCAGUCCCGCACUUUGACGCCUCUCAAGAACCGCCGCCGCCGCCCCUUUCCAGCGAAGGCAUCGUGGCCCAGGACAUCACGCAAAAAUUCUUGUCCGCCGCUGCCACCUUGGAACCUGGUGAGCUCAUUAAGGAUGGCUUUUUCAGCUUGUUUGAGUCCGUCGGGGCUCUCGAGAUCAUGGACCCCAAGAUGGACAGCGGUUGUCUAGCUCCUGGAGAGUCCCUCGAUGACGACUACGAUGUGACUCGUCCUCUCCUCCCAAGUGAGGUGGUGGGCAUCAUCGACCAGCUGUUGUGCCUGGAGAUGGCAUGGCACCUUGGCUACCCGCUGUCCCAGACGCUCUUCACGAGCUUCUACGUCGAGAAGAUGUUAAAUCCGAAUCCAGGAGCGCUGAGAGAUGCCGACUUCGUAAGGGAUGGCGGCGACCGCUGCUCACGGGAUCCCAUGCACCGCGUUCUCAGGGCCUAUUGCCUGGGAUUGCUAAAGUCCUGCUACUACGUUAACGAGCGGAUCAAGCAUGAGCACUCCUAUGAGGAAGAGGACUUUGUGACAAAUACGUACAACCGGUCACUCCUGGAGUCGAUAGACCGAUAUGAAAUUCGUGAUGAAAUCAUCGAGGCCCGGAAUGUUAUCUACGACGUAAGGCACAAGCUAACGGACGAGAUGGCGCACGCGUUGGCCUUUCGUCUGGAGCUGAGAACCGCUUUCCUAAGGGCAAUCGAGUUAUGCGAGCUGCGUAGCGAUCCCGAGUCGUUGAGUCUGCCCUGGGCGCAAAUGCAAGGGGUCUGGGAGGCCAUCAACAAGACCCGCCACCUCGGGAAGCCCGUUCCGGAGGCGUUCAGCACCAAGAUCCAACGAAGGCUUGCUAGUACCAUGCCACCCCGCCCCAUCGUGCAGCCGAGCCCGGAGGAAACCUAUGAGCACUUCAAGAAGUUGAUAGCUGACGGGCUCAAUGUGCUCAACGUCCUCAACUAUGCCGACUCGCAAAGCCUACUGAACUUUGUCCUCACUUUUCAAGCUCAGAAACCGCAGCCGCUAGUGUUCAUCCGGUCCAUCCUCCAGAACUUCCUCUUUCAUGACAUGGUUAUUCUUGGCCGCCUUAGCAUUCGCCAGGUCCUCGACGAUGACUUGUCCAUCGUGGUUCUGCCGAGCAGCCUCCUCCUCGACCCCGCCAACGACUCUGUCGAGGCACCCCACCACCCACGCUACGCAAUAGCUCACCAGAUGGAACUCUUCCGCCAGCGAGCCGCGCAGUCCUACCUCGACAUAUUUCGUGCCUUCUGCCAGAACCGCUGCCGCGUCCGCCGGACCCUCUUCCACUCCCUGCAGGACUGGGAAAUGGUUCAAGCCGAUGCGGAGGAGAUCGACCAGCUGCUCCAGCUUCAGACCGAGGAGAAGCCCCUCGUGUACCCGCCCUCUGGAGACGAAGCCAGCCACUCCCUCCCGCUGUCGUCCUGGGCGUACCAUUACAAGCUCCGCCUGAUGGAGUGGACCGUUCAGCUUGGCUUUGAGCUCGAAAUCUACCAAGCCGACGAACUCGCAGGCAUGUACUGGUACCUCAGCCACCUCUCCAAAACCCGCGCUCGACAUCUCGAGCGCAUCAAGUUUUUUACUACGCAUCGCCUCGAGACGUCAUCCGCCGCCGCCGCCACUACCGCCUCCAACGCCAAAGCCGCCAGUACCGCUUCCAGCCCACAAUAUGCCCGCUCCAAGUCCUACCUCCGCGUCACCACCCUCGAGGCAGCACUCACCUCGGAGCUGGCCGCCGCCUUCUGCGACCUCUACAUCGCCCUUCAGCGGCUCAGCCUAAUCCCCCGCCCCCCACGGCCUUACGGAACGGACGCGCUCCGCUACGAGGUGCGCAUGAAGUCGUUCGCGAACAUCGGCCUGCCGGAGCUGCCCUCGUUCGAGGCAUUCUCGCACGCUGUCAACCAACCUGACACGCCGACGAUCAAGCUGCUCGACAAUGCCGCCGCGGCCGCGGCCCAUGCCCAUGCCGGGCUGGAAGUCAUGGCCAAGAUGAGCGCGAUCGAGGCAUUCGCUGUGGGUUCGCAUGAGCGGUGGCUGGAGAGCGUCAAGGGGUGGAGCAAGGCUGCUACUGCUCUGGGCAUGGCCGUGUCGAAGGUCAAAAAGGCAGUGACUGCAGCCGCCGCUGCUGAGGGGUCUGGCAAUGAUGGCGUUGGGGGGCGGCUGCAAGUGCAGGUGCCGCGCCCAGAGGAGGGGUACCAUGAGUGGUGGAUCGUACCGAAAGUGACGGAGAGGUAGCGGGGGGGAGCCCAGUAGUGGGUAGAAGGGGCAACCGUCGAGGAACGAAGGCAGUUCGGGAACAGAAGAAGGCAAGAAACAACACUCAAGA